This is a messenger RNA of Dermacentor silvarum, 850 nucleotides long. Its product is annotated as sarcoplasmic calcium-binding proteins I, III, and IV. The transcript has 7 exons. NCBI's taxonomy places the organism in Eukaryota, Metazoa, Arthropoda, Arachnida, Ixodida, Ixodidae. The record is from RefSeq and is a predicted model, not a curated record. The coding region runs from base 173 to 790 and encodes 205 amino acids. Gene Ontology annotation, molecular function: calcium ion binding.
CAAAAUAAACUCCCCGAAAUAAGUGCGCGGCCUAUCCGCCGCUACGGGGCAGAGCAGAGCGCGGUGGGUGCGCAUUCGAAGCACAGCCAAAGCGCCGUGCUAAUCCAGCUACGGAAGACUUGCGGUGCCGCUGCCCGACAAAAAUCGUUUUGCGUGAUUCACGUGCUCGACCAUGUCUGCUUUCAGGCACCGGCACCUGUACACGUUUCACAAUUUCUGGGAUUAUAACAAGGACGGAAUACUGACAUGGGACGACUUCAACAUUAUAGCGGAGAACUACACCAAGUUGCAACGCCGCGGAAAGCUCGAGAAGGAAGUCUUCGAAAGGUGGAAGUCGAUUCUUGAGCGAUGGUGGAACGAACUCACGGAGCACGCAGAUUUUAACAAGGACCGCAUUGUGGAGUUCGACGAGUGGCUCAAGUUUUUCAACAAUCUUGGAAAGAGCACGAAGAGCGUCAAGGACCUGCCAGACUUCCUGCAGAAGUACCUGCACCUGUUCUUCCUCAUCAUGGAUUCGAACAAGGACGGCUUGAUAUGUGCCAAAGACUACAAGAAGUACCUGAAAACUCACAAUCUCGACAUAAGCAGAGCAGAUGAGUGCUUCAAGGAAAUGCUCAAUGAGGAAGACGCUGCGAACGGCGACGCCAUGACAUCAGAUCGUUUUACGGCUACAGUCUACGAAUGCUGGGUAUCACAAGACAAUAACUGCAAGGGAAAAUAUAUAUGUGGACCGUACGAUACAACUUCCAUGGAAGAGCUCGAAAAGAAGAACAAGAAGCGGCCAGUCUGAAUACUGCCACGCUGCACUUUUUUUUUUCCCCUUUGCUUUUGUACAAACUUUGCCUUACUA